This is a messenger RNA of Paramisgurnus dabryanus, 2799 nucleotides long. The record is from RefSeq and is a predicted model, not a curated record. Lineage: Eukaryota; Metazoa; Chordata; Actinopteri; Cypriniformes; Cobitidae.
AUGUUUGCUCUUCCCGGUGCUGUAGCGGAUGAUGAAUGGAGCCCAGAAGUUGUUAGACAAAAUACAACAUUGUCUACUUCAGCUCAAGGGCUUGUGACUGGCAGCGGUGCACGUGAUGCUCAACGGAGGUUGAGCAUCGCUACACCUGCAGCCAGUCAGAUGAUAUUUGCCCUUCCCAGGGCUAUGGAGGAUGAGGAGUGGAGCCCAGAAGCUCAUGGACUCAUGACCAGCAGCGGAGAACGAGGCGCUCAACAGAGGUUGACCUCAUCUGCAGCUGAUCGAGAGUCCAUUGUGUCUUCUGGGGCUUCAGUGCACCACACAAUAGACACGGUGGAGAGGAGUACAGUAGAACAAAAAACAAAAUCACAAAAAAAGAAAGGAAAAAAGGGGAAGAAAAAGGGAAAAAAGGCGGCUAUCCGUUCUUUAAUCCAAAAAUCAUGGCAAACUAUAUGUCAGACAUUCUGUGUCUGCCAUAAUGAGGAAGACUUGGAUCCAUCUGACCCACCUGAUCCAUCUGAUCCUCAGCCAGGUCCAUCCGGCCUGGAGCCAUGUGCCCGUAGAGAUCAUGCUGAUUUACUCAAGCCAACGGGCUAUCUAGAACCAGGGAAAUGCCUGUCUGGUUCUUAUACCUUGGAAAAAACUGAAAUCCAAGAAGAGACUGGUCCCAAACAUUAUGGUCCCUUCGACCCGGAGCCCCGUGCUCAACCGGAUCAGACUAUUAGUCAGUCAUGCCCAUUCGGCCUGCAGAGGGCUCGUAAAGACAAUCGGCAAUAUAGUCCCUUCGGACUUGAGCCGGCGAGCUAUAAGGAACCUUUGAAAUGCCUCUCUGGUUCAUUAUGUUCCUUGGACUCAACUGAAAUCCAAGAAGAGACUGGUCCCAAACAUGAUGGUCCCUUCGACCCGGAGCCCCGUGCUCAACCGGAUCAGACUAUUAGUCAGUCAUGCCCAUUCGGCCUGCAGAGGGCUCGUAAAGACAAUCGGCAAUAUAGUCCCUUCGGACUUGAGCCGGCGAGCUAUAAGGAACCUUUGAAAUGCCUCUCUGGUUCAUUAUGUUCCUUGGACUCAACUGAAAUCCAAGAAGAGACUGGUCCCAAACAUGAUGGUCCCUUGGACCCGGAGCCCCGUGCUCAACCGGAUCAGACUACUAGUCAGCCAGGCCCAUCCGGCCUGCAGAGGGCUCGUGAAGACAAUCGGCAAUAUAGUCCCUUCGGACUUGAGCCGGCGAGCUAUAAGGAACCUUUGAAAUGCCUUUCUGGUUCAUUAUGUUCCUUGGACUCAACUGAAAUCCAAGAAGAGACUGGUCCCAAACAUGAUGGUCCCUUGGACCCGGAGCCCCGUGCUCAACCGGAUCAGACUACUAGUCAGCCAGGCCCAUCCGGCCUGCAGAGGGCUCGUGAAGACAAUCGGCAAUAUAGUCCCUUCGGACUUGAGCCGGCGAGCUAUAAGGAACCUUUGAAAUGCCUCUCUGGUUCAUUAUGUUCCUUGGACUCAACUGAAAUCCAAGAAGAGACUGGUCCCAAACAUGAUGGUCCCUUGGACCCGGAGCCCCGUGCUCAACCGGAUCAGACUACUAGUCAGCCAGGCCCAUCCGGCCUGCAGAGGGCUCGUGAAGACAAUCGGCAAUAUAGUCCCUUCGGACUUGAGCCGGCGAGCUAUAAGGAACCUUUGAAAUGCCACUCUGGUUCAUUAUGUUCCUUGGACUCAACUGAAAUCCAAGAAGAGACUGGUCCCAAACAUGAUGGUCCCUUGGACCCGGAGCCCCGUGCUCAACCUGAUCAGACUACUAGUCAGCCAGGCCCAUCCGGCCUGCAGAGGGCUCGUGAAGAUAAUCGGCAGUAUAGUCCCUUCGGACUCGAGCCGGCCGGCUAUAAAACACCAGUCUAUUGCCAGGCUAGUACAUCAAAGCAAACAGAUCGUCAAGUUCCAGCUAAACCUGAACAUCGUCCAUGCUCUGAAGAGGAGAAAAGUGAUGAAGCUGAAGCUGACCCUGAACCAUCUGACCUGCAGUUAAAUUACCGGCCUGGAAGAAUAUUUAAAUUACAUUAUGAAAUGGGAAGACAUAUAGGAAGAGGUGCCUUUGGUAAUGUUUUUGAGGGAAGACGCCUGUCUGAUAACAAAACGGUCGCCAUCAAAAUAAUCGAGAAGUCAUUUAGGAACCGGUACAUCGAACUUCCUGAUCACCAAAGGCCUUUAGUUGCAGAAGUGGCUAUAAAUCUACUUUUACUCAAACCUAAGAAAAGCCCACACAUUGUGGAAAUGUUGGACUGGUUUACUGAAGAUCAUGAGCACAUCCUGGUUUUAGAGAAUCCGGCUCCCUGCGUGACCCUGACGAAGUUUAUAAGAGACAAACGUCGCAUCUCUGAAGAGCUGGCACGUGAUUUUAUGCACCAAGCAAUCCUCGGUGCUAAAGACUGCUUUAGGCGCGGUGUCUACCAUGGUGACAUAAAGCUUGAUAACAUCCUGAUCAAUACAGACACGUUGAAGCUCAAGUUAAUCGACUUUGGAGUCAGCAAACUUACGAAAGCUUGUACCGUUCAUGGCGUGGACAAAGAGAAGCUAGGACCUUGUGUUGCAAACACGAUCUGUUCUUUGGGUGCUUUACUUUACAAAAUUCUGCAUGGAGACGAUCUGACUAAACCAUAUUAUGCAUUCACCAAAAGUGAUCGGGCUAGAACUUCAUCCAAAGAGUGUGAAGAUUUCAUGGAUCUGUGUUUUCAGGAUGAUAAAAGCGGCAGAAAGAGAAAGCCAAAAUUAGAUGAUCUCUUAAAACACCCAUGGAUGAUGAAAAAAUAAAUAUUG